GAUAUCAUCAGUUGCGUUUCUGCAGUACUGAUCAAUAGCGUUGUUCAUUCGAUAGUUUCAAUUUCGUCUACCAUCCGCACUUUCAACAUACUACCAUUUAGACCCUGAAUCUGAAAAGUGGUCCAAACCAUCUGAAGGUGUACAAGAAAACCUUUUCGACCUCUUCUGUUACUUAACGCAACUUGUCCAGGCGCGUUCAAUCGCGUGUCAGACAGAACACUAUAUAAGGGGUCGCCAAGGAGAUAGUCAUACAAUGGGCGCGCUGUAUUGGCAGCUAAAUGACAUUUGGCCCGCUCCCACUUGGUCGAGCAUUGAGCACUGUGGUCGGUGGAAACCUCUGCAUAACUUUAUGAAGCAUUCAUUUGCAGACAUACUCGUGUCCGGAUAUCAACUUGCUGGAGAACAUUCUCUCCACAUUCAUGUCUCAAAUGGUCGGCCCGUUACUGUUAAAGGUACUCUGUAUAUUCGAUCAUACAACAUACAGUCUGGUGAGCUUAAAGAGCAGCCUAAAACCUGCUUCUCUAUCAAAUGCUACAAGGAAUAUGCUAUGAAAGUCGAGCCAAGUUUACUAAGGGUCGAUAAUGACGAUGCUACCUGCGUGAUUUUCGCAACUGCGAUCAUCACUUCUGAGGGUAGUAUGUCCGAGCAAACGUUUGAGAUGCUACCUCUGCCAUUCCCUUGUAGAGAUGCAUUUCCGCUGGAAAGCCUUGUAGGGGAUCCGAAGAUAGUUGUAGAGGCGAUGAAAGUUGAAACAAACGAAGAAGGCUAUUAUGUCCACAUCACUCUUCGCUCGUCCGAACUUGCCGGGUUUGUGUGGCUCGAAUGGGAAAGCCAAGGUGAGGAAAUAGAAGGGUACUUUGAGGAGAACGCUUUCUGGAUACUACCAGGAGGCUCGGGGCACACUCUAUUCCAUGGUAAAGACAAGAAGAAUCUCAAGUACAUACAGGAACACAAUCUCCAUAUCAAGAGUCUCUGGGAUGUUUUGCAGUGUUCUCGUUUGUUGGAGGACGACAUUUUAAGUGAAACCAUAAUAUAGUUAUCACAUGAUCAUAGUGACGCCUGCACGUGCGGCUUCUAUUUUAGCCCACAUCAUCACUACACUGUCAAUCACCCUUCUCUCCAUCCAUCUCUUUGUUACGAUCACUCAGAUCUU
This is a messenger RNA of Lobosporangium transversale, 1153 nucleotides long. RefSeq lists its product as hypothetical. Gene Ontology annotation, molecular function: beta-mannosidase activity. The record is from RefSeq and is a predicted model, not a curated record. Lineage: Eukaryota; Fungi; Mortierellomycota; Mortierellomycetes; Mortierellales; Mortierellaceae. Gene Ontology annotation, biological process: glycoprotein catabolic process. The coding region runs from base 254 to 1036 and encodes 260 amino acids. The transcript is spliced from 3 exons.